CGGUGUUUUUGUGUUUUCUGCCCGGACAGGAAGUUAAAAAAAGCAAUCCAUAUCACAUCCGUGAACAAGAACAGCAACAACAAGAUCUGAGGCUAUCAAAGUUGAACUCAGGAAGUCUGUAGAUGCCAUCUGGAGCUCCAAAGGGGGAGAACUGUCUUGUAGACAUGGACAGCAAGGCUGGAGAUCUGUUCAGCGCCGAGGAUGCUCAUCCAACCGGAACAGGUGGAGCCGGGGUCCUGGCAAAGCUUUGGCUCCCCAAAGGCUUCUCAGUCAGUAUGGCCAAAGAGUGGAUGGACAAGCGCAGAGCGUCCAUUCGACCUUGGUCCAGCUUUGUAGACCAACGCAAGUUCUCGAAACCACGCAACUUCGGAGAGUUGUGCCAGAGAGUGGUGAAAAAUGUGGAUACUUACAACAGCAACUAUACCUUCAUCUUCAUGGGUCUCAUCCUCUACUGCAUUAUCAGCUCUCCCAUGUUACUGAUUGCCUUGGCUGUGUUCGUUGGUGCCUUCUACAUUAUUCACCUCAAGUCCCAGGAGUCCAAACUGGUCGUCCUCGGCAAGGAGCUGAAUGUCCCUCACCAGAUGAGUCUGGCUGGAGCUCUUUCUCUACCUGUGUUCUGGUUGGCCGGAGCUGGUGCUGCCGUCUUUUGGGUCCUGGGAGCAACGCUGUUUGUGAUUGGCACUCAUGCUGGUUUCCGUGAGCUGGAGGGAUCUGACAUGGAAGAGCUCUUCAUGGAACCUGUGUGAAGAACAGGCUGAACUCUCAGCAGGUGCUGCUCAACUAUCAGUCAUCACUUUGACCCUGUAAUAAUGUAAGCUCGGAGGGGUUGAGGAAAAAAACUGCUUCUAGAUCUGUUCCUUAUCUUUCUGUGCAUCCUGUAUUCCUAGUAUCCUACCUAGUGUUUUAAGAAUGCACCUUGUCUUGCCUCUGAAGUCGUGGCUGUUGCAGACUGUAUAGCUUUUUCAAACUUAUUCAUACAGUUCACCUCCAAUUUGCACAAAUGAAUUGUUCAUGAGUAUUUAAGCACAUUUUCAUGCAGACUAUAAGCCUCUCUCUACAUAUUUUCUAACAUGUAUGCCUCUGGUUUGUGUCAAGCAGACUCUUAAACUGUGUCAUAUCUCUCAGCUUAGGACUCUCUGUGCUCUUUUAUCUGCUGUAAAUUUCUUCAGCCUCUUCGUCUAAAACCAUCUGACUCAAUUGCAAACUUAUAUUUAACUUAUGCAACAAUUAUAUAGGUAAUGCAAUGUUUGCUAUUCUUAACAAUUGAAAAAAAAAGAUUUUCCAAAGCAAAAGUGCCAUUUAAAGCUAAUUUUUUUUUAUCUCUGAUAAUGAUUAUGUACAAAGAAAAUAAGAUUUAAUUCAAGGGAAUCGACAAAGGAAACCCUUUGGUACUUCAGGAGGGGUCAUUAACAUAGCUAGCUUGAUGGAAGGACAUCUUAAAAGGUCAGUAUAUUAUGGGGGAUUGCAUUGGGGAUUGCACUGUACUUUGCUGACUGUCUGUGUGCAUAUUUAUCAGCUUUACUUUCUAAAGGUUUUUUUGAAACAUUUACUCAUUUGUUUACACAUCGAUGUAAGUUGGGUGUUUUUGUAUUUCAAUGACAUCAUGGAAGUGCAAUAAACCGCUGAUGUUAA
Labrus bergylta (ballan wrasse) is the source of this 1632-nucleotide messenger RNA. It is a transcript of the gene rabac1, whose product is annotated as Rab acceptor 1 (prenylated). Gene Ontology annotation, cellular component: Golgi apparatus. The record is from RefSeq and is a predicted model, not a curated record. Lineage: Eukaryota; Metazoa; Chordata; Actinopteri; Labriformes; Labridae.